UAUCCUUGUCCGGAGUGUGGUACUCAAGCCGCCAAACAAGCCGCUUGAAACGCCAUUUUCUUUUGCGUUCGCUCCCCUUCUCUACAGUUGCUGAAGUGUGAGUGGGCAGAGGCUUGCAAAGCCGAAAUGCAGAAUGUUAGGAGUUUGUUAACAAGGCGUUGUCGUCACAAGCUAACCCAGUGCAAGAGAAGCCUAUCCUCGCUUCCAAUAAAUUCAUCUGCCGAUGAUCUUCAAAAUCAAGUGCUGGUUCAAGGCAAAGCUAGUUCUCGAAUAGCGAUUCUCAACAGACCGUCUUCGCUCAAUGCUCUCAAUACAAAUAUUGGUGCUAGGUUACAUGAAUUGUACGCAUCUUGGGAAGACGAUCCCAAUAUAGGGUUCGUGGUCAUGAAGGGCAGUGGAAGGGCAUUUUGUGCCGGUGGAGAUAUUGUUGCCCUUUAUCAUUUGAUAAAUGAAGGGAAGAUAGAAGAGUCUAAGGAUUUUUUUAGGACGUUGUAUAGUUUUAUAUACCAUCUAGGUACAUAUUUGAAGCCGCAUGUGGCUAUUUUAAAUGGAAUUACGAUGGGUGGUGGAGCUGGUGUUUCAAUUCCUGGGACAUUUCGGCUUGCAACUGGUAGAACUGUUUUUGCUACCCCUGAAACUCAGAUUGGUUUCCACCCUGAUGCAGGAGCAUCCUUUUACCUCUCUCAUCUACCUGGUCACUUAGGGGAGUACUUGGGUCUGACAGGAGAAAAACUCAGUGGAGCUGAAAUGAUUUCUUGCGGGCUUGCAACACACUACUCACACACCGAGACGCUUCCACUGAUUGAAGAAGAGCUUGGGAAUUUGGUCACAGAUGAUCCUUCUGUCAUUGAAUCUUCUUUGGAGAAAUAUAGUGAUGUAGCCUAUCCUGAAAAGAUCAGUGCACUGCACAGGAUUGAAGUGCUUGAUAAAUGUUUUAGGCAUGACACCGUUGAGGAAAUUAUUGAUGCUUUGGAAAAGGAGGCAUCUGCAACAAAUGACCCAUGGUGCAAUUCCACAUUAAAGAAACUUAAAGAAGCUUCACCAUUGAGCUUAAAGGUUUCCUUGAGAUCGAUACGAGAAGGCAGAUUUCAAACCCUUGACCAGUGCUUGGCUCGUGAGUAUCGGAUGUCCCUACAGGGGAUAUCUAAGCGAAUCUCUAGGGACUUCUCUGAGGGUGUUAGAGCACGAGUGGUGGACAAGGACUUUGCACCAAAGUGGGAUCCUCCAAGCUUGGAGAAAGUGUCCAAGGAUAUGGUGGAUCAGUACCUUGCACCCCUCAGUGAAUCUGAGCCAGAUCUAGAGCUCCCCACGAAACAGCGGGAAGCAUUUAGCUAGUUGCGAUGGAUCGUCAUGCCAAAAGU
Messenger RNA from Durio zibethinus, 1361 nucleotides. RefSeq names its product 3-hydroxyisobutyryl-CoA hydrolase-like protein 1, mitochondrial. Gene Ontology annotation, biological process: L-valine catabolic process. Gene Ontology annotation, molecular function: 3-hydroxyisobutyryl-CoA hydrolase activity. NCBI's taxonomy places the organism in Eukaryota, Viridiplantae, Streptophyta, Magnoliopsida, Malvales, Malvaceae. The record is from RefSeq and is a predicted model, not a curated record.